Messenger RNA from Gastrolobium bilobum, 2206 nucleotides. RefSeq lists its product as uncharacterized. The transcript has 8 exons. Lineage: Eukaryota; Viridiplantae; Streptophyta; Magnoliopsida; Fabales; Fabaceae. The record is from RefSeq and is a predicted model, not a curated record. Gene Ontology annotation, biological process: regulation of transcription by RNA polymerase II. Bases 769 to 1611 code for a protein of 280 amino acids. Gene Ontology annotation, cellular component: piccolo histone acetyltransferase complex.
GUGUCAUAUGAGGGAUUGGAGAAAUGAUACCUGGCAGUAUUUAAUGAAAGGAAGGGCAUUGUCAAGCCCCUCAGCCAAACAGUCUCCUCCGUUUAACAAAAAGAGGGACUAAAAGUAACAGAUUGAGAUUAUGAUAUAGUUUAUUAUUUCCCUGAAGUGGAUGAUUUUUAUCUGUUAGAUUGAGAAGACUAAAAGUAACAAAUACCUCAGUCUGUUAGUUCUUUUUUUUUUUUUUUGGUACAUUGCCAGGAGGUAUCCCCAUUCAACCUUCUCCGGGCACCAUGCCCUCGGGGUACGGCCCGUUUGGGCUAGCCCCUCAUUGUAACAGUGGGUGCACUAAGCUUCGCAACCGGAGAAAGGAUGAGACUAAUCCCCCAACCGAAGAUUUUUUGGCUUAUCCUCUGGCCCCCAAAGACAGUCUGUUAGUUCUUUAUCUAAAUGGGUGGAUGAUUUUGUAUCUGUUAUUAUUCUCUUCUUUAUGUAUUCAACUUUCAUUGGUUGAUUGUUCUGACAACUUACAGCUUCAAUCUUGAGAAAUUGAUGGGCCACCUUCUGAAUCUACUCCAUGGAACAGUUCUGUUAAACAAUUUCUGCUUCUAUCACUGCCCUAAAUUGCGAAUUACGGGUAUGAUUGUGUUGAUAUGGUUUUAGCUUCACAAGGAUUAAGAAAUUGUCACUUGUGGUUUCAAAACCAGGGAUAGAAAGAAGGGGUGGCAUCAAAAGACUCAAAACAGUGGAAAUGAGAGGGGAAUAAAUAGAUGAGUAGAAAUGAGUAGGUUGUCUUUCAGGCCUCGACCACUUGACAUUCACAAGAAGCUCCCCAUUGUCAAGUCCAUCAAGGACUUUGAAGAUGAUGAGGCACCCGCAUCUACCCGUAAUUCGCAAUUGCUACGUGUUGUUCCUGAGGUUGAAAAUGAGGUACAUCAAGCUCCCAGCAAGAAAUUGGCUGCUGAAAUACCUACUCCUCAGUAUGUUGUUGUGGAUACAUACGAAAGGGACUAUUCUUGCACUUUCUCUCAACCAACUUCCUAUUUGCGGGCUAGAGGAGCUCGGGCUGAGAUUGGAGAGUUUGUUGAGUAUGACUUGGACAAUGCAGAUGAGGAUUGGCUUUUAGAGUUUAAUGAAGAAAGGAAGAUUCUGACACCUGAAAUGUUUGAGAGUCUUAUUUUCAAGUUGGAGGUAUUGGAUCAUAAAGCUCGUGAAAGAGCUGGACUUAUAACACCUACUCUCGGUUCACCAAUUCCUGUGCAAUUGUGGCUUGAUACUGCUAUUGAGCAAGAACGGUGGCAAAAGCCCUUUUUGCGACGUUUGCAGGACUAUUUCUUAAAAAGAGAACAAAUAAAAUAUGGAGGAGUCUCCUUUAUUUAUCUGUGUCAAUGUUUCCGCCCUGCAACCUUCACAAGGGGACCGACCUCCAGGCCGUGUUCCACAGUGAGUAUCGGUUGGAUUGGACUGCCGACUUGGGAGCGUUUCGACAGAAAGGGCAUGAUAGAUGAGAACCAUGGCUGUCUAAAAAUCUCAAGGCAACCACCGCAAGAGGUUGUACGAAAGAACCAUUCACAUUUUCCCCUUCUGAUUGUCGACAAAUAUAUUUGUCAGCCGCACGACUAGGUGUUUGUAGAGCUGCAGUUGACGGCCAUUUAUGCAAUACUACUGUCAUCAGUUUUGGGUUUUGGAAUUGCUAUGGGAAUCAACUAUGUAUAUAUCCAGUAUGUCACUUGGAGACUUCAGGUCUCUCAUAAUGAUAGCCCAGUAUGAAUCUCCUCAGAAGGGAAAUAACUUCAUGGAUUUUCUUUGUACCUACUGAUACGAUGGCCUUCAAUCCGUGUUUAUUUUGAACUUCAUGACAGCAAGAGCAGCCCAAGGGAUGGCAGCAGCAGCCCAAGUAGUGAGAAAUGAAUUAAAGACAGUGCAAACACCAAAUGAGAAGAGAAACCAUGAGGCAGGGAACGCAAGUCACAAGCAAGAUAGCACCAUUUUUUUUGUGAGGUUCAGUGUGGAGGAAAGGAGUCUGUAAUUGGAUAAGCAUGAGUGUGCCAUUCAUCUAGUGUUGUUAGUUUAUAUUUGUGCAGAGCCAUAAUUGUUACAGGUUGUCAGAAACUAUUGUAAAGGACACAGUCCUAAUAGUGUAAUUGGAAUCCUGUUACUAUUUCCUUGCAAAUGUUGUAAGAGGAUUACAUCCUCAGUUGCUGAAUAUUCAAUAUAA